AUGAUACGGAACAUGCACCUUGCCAGAAUUGCGAGGCCGAUGGCCAAGCGAAUGAUGAGUCUUUCCAGUUACAAUGACAACUACGUACUGGUCCUUUUACAAGACAAGUUGGUGAAGUUUGAGAAUGUUUUCCUUCGUGACGCUUGUACAUCCCCAGAAAGCGUUGACCCAUUCUCCCGCCAAAAACUGUUCUCCACGGCGGAAAUUGUUGACGGACUCACCAUUAAGGACACCCCUCAGGUCGUCAAGAAUGCCAAUGGCGAAGAUGUGUUGCACAUCACGUGGAACCAGCACGGCAACGACCACAAACUGGAAUACCCCGAACUGUUCCUUGUCAAGUACAGCACCAAGGCUAACCGUCGAGCCGACAAAUUCUUCGGAUCUGAACAAAUCCACUGGGACAACAAAGCCCUCAACAAAGGAUUGGACGAGUUGAACUCGACUUAUACCGACUACAUGAAUCCUGACUCCAAAGAGUUCAACAGAGUGGUCGACGUAUUGAACAAAUACGGUUUAGCAUUCAUCCAUGAUUGUCCUGAGCCUAUCCACGAAGACAUGACGGAGGAGAAUACCAAAGACUGGCCUGUAGCUCACUUAGCUGAGCGGUUCGGUUACAUCAAGAAGACGUUCUACGGCACUCUCUUUGACGUGAAGAACAAAAAAGAGGCCGAAAACAUUGCAUACACCAAGGUUUUUUUACCCUUACACAUGGAUUUGUUGUAUUACGAACUGCCCCCUGGCCUUCAACUUUUACACGCCCUUAAGAAUUCGACAUUGGGAGGGGAAAACAUCUUCUGCGAUUCAUACCUUGCAGCUCAGCAUAUCAGAGAUACUGACCCUAAUGCCUUCUAUGCCUUAACUCAAGUUCCCAUCUCUUAUCACUACGAUAACAAUGGCGAAUACUAUUACUUUGAACGCCCUUUGAUUGUUGAGGAGGAAGGUUACCUUGAAUCCAAAACUUACAGACCCAAGAUCAAGGAAGUCAAUUACGCUCCACCUUUCCAAGGGCCAUUUGAGACGGGCAUCAGCGAAAUCUUAGCUCGCGGUAACAACCAGGAAGUUGGCUCGGGGUCAAACCACGCCCUGGCAUCCCAUUAUUUAUUGAAAGACUUUUUAAGGGGCUACAAAAUGUUUGAGGAUUUCGUGAAUGAUCCGAUAAACAACUACCAAAUCAAGUUACCUGAGGGCACAACUGUCAUCUUUGAUAACCGCCGGGUUCUCCACUCUAGAAAUGAGUUUUCUGACGAAAACGGCGGCGACAGAUGGUUAAUGGGUGCUUACUGUGACGGCGAUUCGUUCAGACUGAAAUUAAGAAUUGCUAAGCGCCAGCUCAAGUAA
Diutina rugosa is the source of this 1338-nucleotide messenger RNA. RefSeq lists its product as uncharacterized. The record is from RefSeq and is a predicted model, not a curated record. Lineage: Eukaryota; Fungi; Ascomycota; Pichiomycetes; Serinales; Debaryomycetaceae. The transcript has a single exon. The coding region runs from base 1 to 1338 and encodes 445 amino acids. Gene Ontology annotation, cellular component: mitochondrion. Gene Ontology annotation, biological process: carnitine biosynthetic process. Gene Ontology annotation, molecular function: oxidoreductase activity.